UCUUGAUCAAUUACUAGGGUUUUUAAUUUGAGUCCCCAAAUGAAAGGAGGAAGGAAGAAUCUGAAGAGGGCGGUGGAGCAACAGAGCUUUACGCUCGAAGAUGGUCACUCUGUAAUGCAAGUGCUUUCUCUCCGCGGCUCCAAUCUCAUCGAGGUAAUGGAUGCAAAGGGAGAGAAAUCUUUGGCGCUGUUUCCGGCUAAGUUUUCAAAGAGCAUGUGGAUUAAACGAGGGAGUUAUGUUGUGGUUGAUGCAAGUGGGAAGGAGAAGGUUCUUGAAUCUGGCAGCAAGGUGGCAUGCAUUGUUUCGCAAGUUCUAUUUUACGAACAAGUACGAGUGCUGAAGAAAUCGCCAGACUGGCCAGAACUCUUCAAAUCCGAAGUUUCAGACGGAUGCGAUGGAAGUUUGCAGGGAGAUACCUCCCAAAAAGAAGACAAUGAGCUCGACGACUCAAGCGAUGAUGAUGGACUUCCUCCACUAGAGGCCAAUACAAACAGGAAUAAACCAGCUGACUGGAAAUCGGAUACAGAAUCGGAUUCCGAUUCAACAUAACUCAGAUUAGGACUUUGAGUUCAGAAACUGAUUCUUGAGUAGUUCUGCAGUGGAUGUAGAUGAAUCACCUGAAGUGAGGAUAACAGUUAAAAAAUUUAGUCCAGAAUUUUUGUUGGGUUGACUAUGUAUGUAACCUUGUAUUCCAAUACAAUACACAGAAUGUCUAAACUUUUAUGAUUGAAAUUUUGGAACUGGACUUUGGGCCUCGGUGUCGUA
Molecule: messenger RNA, 765 nt
Organism: Malus domestica (apple)
Lineage: Eukaryota; Viridiplantae; Streptophyta; Magnoliopsida; Rosales; Rosaceae
Biological process (GO): translational initiation
Cellular component (GO): nucleus
Molecular function (GO): translation initiation factor activity; RNA binding
Source: RefSeq, a predicted model, not a curated record